Chlamydomonas reinhardtii is the source of this 2907-nucleotide messenger RNA. RefSeq lists its product as uncharacterized. The record is from RefSeq and is a predicted model, not a curated record. The transcript has 10 exons. Bases 181 to 2070 code for a protein of 629 amino acids. NCBI's taxonomy places the organism in Eukaryota, Viridiplantae, Chlorophyta, Chlorophyceae, Chlamydomonadales, Chlamydomonadaceae.
CUAAUAUUCUCAAGAAUUGUUACGGAAGGAUGGUCCGCAAAAGACUGCUCGUGACCUAAACCCUGACGCUUAGCUAGUCGCUGCCAUUCAUUCGCAUUAGCCUAACUUAUUAUAAUCCAGCAACUGUAUAACAUUCAGGCCAGCUGAGGUCGGGCCGGGCAAACCCGGUGGCUCUUGAAAAUGCACACUCCGCCCCCGGUUCUGAGCAAAGCGCUUAAUACUCAUAAUUAUCGCAAGGAGCAGCACGAGACAACCUCGGGAGCCAAAAAUCCGACUUCUAUAUUGGGGCGCGCUGCAGAAAGCCUCUACAAUGCGCGCCAUGGCCUUGCGCGCCUGUUUGGUGCUGAGUCUGGGGAUGACCCGGGCGCGGCGACAAAGCCUCCGGCCGACCUGCUGGGGGAGCCCGGCGCCGCGAAGCCGUCCCCAGGCUCUGAGGACCCGUCCGUAUCGCCAGCACAGCCCGGCCGCGGGCGACAGCGGCGUGGGAGUGUAACCACGUACACCCUCAAUCUGCCUGGUUCAGGCGGCUCGGUGGAGCGCGAGGUCCGGCGGCUGGCGGGGUACGACGGCGCCACGAUGGGGCCGAGUGUGGUCUCACGGCGCAGCCUGGAGAUGAUGCCGGGGCCGAGCUGCUCGUAUGACCAUGUGCAGAAUGUCAAUGGCGGUGAGAAAGGGAAGGCCGGCGAGGACAACAGUGACAAUGAAAACGACGACGAGGACGAAGACGAGGCAUACACGUUUCAGGGCAGCAAGCAGCAGCAGCAACAGCAGCAGGCCGCGGCGGCGGCGGCGGCCGCUUCCUCCUCUGGCGCGAACGCAGUGCAGUGGCGGGCGAGCAGCCACGACGCGGUAUCAGCCGGAGCCUUGGCGGCAGCCGAGGCAUUAAGCGGCACCAUGGAAGUGGCCGACUUCGCGUCGAGCCUCAACCCCACGGAGUCCAGCGUACUGACGGACGCAAUACCCACGAGGCUCGGCGGACUGGGCGGCAUCAGCAUGAGCCGCAACGCACCCCUAGCAGCCGGCGGCGGCGCCCUGACGCACCGCGGCAACACUGCCAACCACCUCGCCGUGAACGUGCCCAGCGGGCCCGCGGGGUCGACGGGGCAGCUGGGCUUGUUACGUGACCGCAAGGGCGUCGGCGGCGUCAGCAAUAACGACUCCCAGCGUUUCACGGGCGACGGCUACGCGUCUUCGCCGGGGCCCAUGAGCCCGAUGACGCCAUAUGGGUCGGCUGGCGCGUUUGCGAGCGGGAUGGCAAACGCCGGCACGCACAGCGGGUCGGCUACGCCGCUGCAUGGCGCCAGCCCGGGCGCGAGCGCAAUCCCACGCCUGCCCAACCUGUUGGCUUCGGCGCCGAGCCGGGCAGGCUCCAAGGGGCAGAUUGUCACAGGGUCCGUUGGCGCGCUGGCGGCAUCCAUCAUCAGCCCCGGCGGCGGCGGCGGCACAGAUUCGCGGCCGGGCACGGGCAGCCGUAUGCGCGGCGUCUUUGCGGCGGUGUCAGACCCGAACCUGUUGGUGUUGGACGCACACGGCUCGCCCGGACACUCUGGUGGCGGGCGCUGGUACCAGCAAGACACCGGGGACUUUGACUCGGUGCUUGCCAGCGGCGAGGAGGCGCUCAUGGCGGCGCAGCGCGGCGGCGUCGGCGGCUCCAUGCAGGACGACGGGUACGGCUACGGCGGCGACGCCGUACACCUGCCGCAGCUGGGCAACGUGUUGCCGGACCGCACCGAGCUGCAGUUGCAGGAGCUGCGCAAGUUCAAGGCCAACCUGGACGACCACAUCAGCAAGGAGCGGCAGGCGCUGGUGACGGGCCGUGUGCGGCGCAGCAGCGUGCUUGAGGAGCUGGCGGGCGGUUCACAGCAGCCGCGCUGGCAGAUGACCUACAACCCCGAGGCCGCGGCCUCGCACGCCAAGCUGGGCAGUGUUGAUCCCAACCGCAAGUCGGAGAUGGAUAACGCACGCCUCGCACGCAUUGCCAAGGACAGCAAGAGCCCGGCCAUGUCGGCCGCGUCCGCGUCGCCGGUGGUCGCGCGCGCACGGCGCCUGUCCACCGUUAUAGCGUCCUAGAGAACAAUGUCCUGUGGUAGGGCAUUUCAUUGUUGACAAGUCGUUGGUGGCUGCUGUCGCUCACACUUGCUGAACUGAGACGAUGCAUGCCGCACUGUAUCUGUGUAUCAUAAAUAAAGCCACACUGAGGAUCCGAGACCGGCGAGGACGAGAGCUCACGAGUGACUGUAGCGUUCAAUGCCGUUUCCAUGGGAUGGCUUGCUGAUACGACCGGAGUGCAUUGACGAUUGCCCUGCAUUUACAGUUAGGCACUUCCGUGAUGCCCUGUAAGGCAUAUGGGACAUGGGGUCAGCGGCGCUGGUGCCGAGACGACGCCAGUGUGCAGCGACUUCUUGGAGAGUGAGAAGUACGGGACUGCUGUUUAUUCAGAGCAAUGCACAUUGACCGGGCGCCGCACGAAUUGCGCCUUACUACCGCGAGAAAGAAGAGUUGCAAUGAUUGACCGGUUGCACUUGAAUAUGAUGUUAUAGGCGGCCCCUGUAUAGGCACCCUGGGAAGUGGUUAUUGUUGAUCAGGGGCGUGAGGUAUGGGGGGCGAGUGGGGCCUGCUUACAGCGGUGUCCGUCUUGCGUGAUGCAGCGGCUCAGCAUUAACUGACACUUGGGCAACCUGGCCCAGGACACCAGUUUUUGCCCGAGAGGAAGGGGACGGCUAUGCAAGUUAUUACCUUGUGUCCUUGUGCUCUCUGACCAUGUGUGCUGUGUCCUAUAGCGUGUGGCUAGCGUGUGAAUGCAAUCCGGGACUACGGCCGGGAGCGCAUAGCAUGCUGCAAUAAAGGGAGAGGGCGCCACGGGCGUGGCUGCGAUGAGGACCGCUUGCCUGUAGCGUGUGUUUUACA